Drosophila serrata is the source of this 1612-nucleotide messenger RNA. RefSeq lists its product as uncharacterized. Lineage: Eukaryota; Metazoa; Arthropoda; Insecta; Diptera; Drosophilidae. Gene Ontology annotation, cellular component: nuclear pore; cytoplasm. Gene Ontology annotation, molecular function: GTPase activator activity. Gene Ontology annotation, biological process: intracellular transport. The record is from RefSeq and is a predicted model, not a curated record.
UUCAAUAAAAUCACAUUAACAGCACAAAGCUUAUUUUUUCGUGGACGAACUAAAAAGUCGAAACACCACUCGAAUAAGCGUCUUCCUAAGUACCAGACUGCUGAAGAUCUAUUAACCCACUGAAGGAAUUGCAGCACCACCAGUCACUCCAUUCUUGGCAGAUGUGAUCAAGGAACUCUUGUGGAGAAAAAAGAGAAGAGCAGGUAUUGUCUGGAUAUUGCCCCCUCAGAGAACGUUAAUGAACUAGAUAUUUCCCUGCGAAUGGAAGAACUGAUGAAUCUCACAGGAACCCAAGCCAGAGGCAUCGACGGCGCUGGUUUGGAGCAAGGCCUCGUACAGGUGGUGAAGUCGCAGGACCUGCUGGAAGAUAAAACUUUAGACUUUAAACAAGUUUUCAAGAAAAUUAAUUUCCUAAAGCAAGCUGAAAAGAGCAAUGAGCUAAACAAGGAACCUGUCGUGUCCGAAAUUCGCACAUGCGAGGAAAACGAAGUAGUCAAGUUCUACAAUUGGGCCAAGGUCCGUGGCCUUGGGCUGACUAAGCUUCGACUUGAUAACACUUCUGGUAUUUUAAGCGUUCGCAUGAUUGGCGAUCAGACCCACGACUAUCACCAGAUCGUCGCGGACAUUUUAAAGCUGGACAAAGCCAAGGAUUUUGCUGAUCCAAAGCUAAUGCCGGAGAAAUUCCUGGGGGCAUCCAAAGCUCCACAUUCAACAUACGAGUUUCAGGAGGCCGUCCCCAAUAAUAAAGAAAGCCUGCAAAAACAGAAGCUGAAACAUAAGCAGAAGCAAAAGUCGGACAGGGAGAAAGAUAUAAAAUCAGGCUUAUAUCAAGGCUAUGCAUUAAAUUCGUCCACCAGCAUAUACUGUGACAACUUCUGCUUUGGCCUUACCCCCGGCGCUUAUCCCGUCACUAACGGAUUUAGCUUCCAAGCACUUGAUAACACAUCUUCAGUUUCUCCAUAUCCAAUGGCAAAGAGCAAUAGUAUCGGUGCAUUUCCAUGCUCACUCUUUCGAUUUUCAGCUAAAGCAUCAGGCGAAGCUACGAGUGAAGGGUUAGGCUCCUCGGUGAUGAAACCCUCUCAGCAGCAACCAAGCUGUCCAUAUCACAAUGAGGACGAGGAGUUGCUGUUUGUAAUACGUGCAAAUCUAUAUCGUCUUUCCGAUGGUGACUGGAUGAUGCGUGCCCCCGGGCGUGUAAAGAUUUGGCGUCAUAUUGAGACAAAGAAACUUCGAGUUGAAAUGCGGCAAGAACAAGUAUUAAAUGUCUGUCUCAAUCAUCUGCUGAACACGGAUGUGGUGUACAGGCCGAUGGACAGCAAGUCCUGGAUUUUUGCCGCUAACGAUUUUAGCGAGGGGAAAGGAGUUCUGGAGCGGUUCACACUGCGCUUCAAGAACCAGAAUGCGGCGCAGGAGUUCAUCCGUGCCGUGAUGAGUGCGGUCAGUGGUACUGCUCAAGCGGUAAAAAAGAAGAGCACCAGAGUACAGCGAAGAACAAAGAAAGGAAUGGAAAAGAUCACGAACUGAAACGCUUUCCUCACUUCUAAUUGCUGAUGAUUAUACACCAAUUUUUCAAACCUAUUGCCUAUAUUCCUAAAACUUGUAUAUAUUUACA